CACACCCUGGAAGAUUUACCUGAGGAAAGAGGUGUUCUACCCUAAAGACAACUUCAACACUCCUCUGUUGCUGGAGCUGCUGUUCAGACAGGUAGUCCACGACACCUUCUCAGAGGCCUGCAUCCGCAUCACUCAGGAGGAGAGGACCAAGAUGAAGGCUCUAUUUGUGGAGCACCAGGUGGGUCAGGAUGGAGCCACACAGGAUGAGAGUGUGAAGAAGAAGAUUGUGACGAUGGCCAGAGACUCCUGGGAAAUAUAUUUCUCACGACUCUUCCCUGCCUCGGGCAGUGUGGGUACUGGGGUGCAGGUGGUCUCUGUGUCUCAUCGAGGCAUCAAGCUGCUGAAGAUGGUGAGAAGCAGCGCUGUUGUCCCAGACUACUUCAGAGUGCUACACCCUUACAGUUACGCGGACAUCCUGUUUGUGUCCAUUCCAUCUAAGAACAUGUUGGAGUUUAACCUGACCAAUGAGAAGCUGAUUCUGUUCUCCGCCAAGGCUCCACAGGUUAAACACAUGGUGGACUACUUUAUCACAGAACUGAAGAAGGACUCUGAGUAUGUGGUGGCAGUGAGGAACUACAUCACAGAGGACAGAACACUGCUCAGCUUCCACAAGGGAGACAUCAUCAGAUUACACAGCGCGGAGGGGCUGGAGGAGGGCUGGCGGUACGGGGCGGUGUACGGACGGUGGGGUGUGUUUCCAGGUGAGUGUGUUCAGCCGGUGGCCGCUCCAGACUUCCUGAUUCUCCCUGCUGAGAGGGCGGAGCCUCGUGACAGACACGGCCGUGUUGCCGCCUCCGCUGCAAUCGCCGUGGCGAUGGGCUCUACUGUUGCUGCCCAUGAACUGGACCUCAACACAGAGGCUGUGGUAGGGUAUGGUGAGGACAGCAGCAGUCUCCAUCUAGAGGGACUCCCUCUACAGGCCAGUCAGUACACCAUGGAAGAGUUCUCCAGGAAGUACUACAGACGGGCUCAGAGACACAGGGACCAGCUGAAGACCAGGAAGGGGAAGGAGUCCAGAGAACCAGCUGACAUGGUUACAUACUCUAAGUCCCCUCUCCAGGAGUCUCUGAUAGACUUCACAGACAGCAACAUGAACAAGGUGGCAGCUGACAUCUCCCUGGCUGUGAUGAAGUUCAUGGGAGACUACCCUCUGAAGGGACAGACAGAACAGGACCUGGUCUCAACGAUCCUAAAGUCCUGGGAUGAUCCACCCUACGCCGCCGACCAUGGCCGAAUAGUCCUACCCAAACCCCACUGA
Oncorhynchus masou masou (cherry salmon) is the source of this 1258-nucleotide messenger RNA. Its product is annotated as unconventional myosin-XV-like. The transcript is spliced from 11 exons. NCBI's taxonomy places the organism in Eukaryota, Metazoa, Chordata, Actinopteri, Salmoniformes, Salmonidae. The record is from RefSeq and is a predicted model, not a curated record. The coding region runs from base 152 to 1258 and encodes 368 amino acids. Gene Ontology annotation, molecular function: protein binding. Gene Ontology annotation, cellular component: cytoskeleton.